Adineta steineri is the source of this 489-nucleotide messenger RNA. Lineage: Eukaryota; Metazoa; Rotifera; Eurotatoria; Adinetida; Adinetidae. The record is from the annotation of a GenBank genome assembly.
AUGUUCACAUCAUAUAUUAUCAUAUUUUCAAUUAUCUCCGGUCUUGUAUUAACUAAACCUAUACAAGAAAAAGUAACGGAUGACAUCGAUGUACAAGAUAGAACAAUCAGUCAAGCAUUUCAACAAGCUGAUAUGGUUCUUAAUCGUUAUUCUUAUUUAAUGAAAUCAGACACAGAUCAACUUGUUCAUGCUAUGUUACUUGUUUUAAUCAAUAAUCCAACAUCAUUUCCAUAUAUACCACAUCGUGCAUUAAGCAUAGUAAUGAAAAAUGUAGCACAAAAAUUAGGUCAAGAUGAUGUGGAUAUAUUAACAAAACCAUUUCUUUUAUCUAUUGAAGAGCUUGCUUCAAACAAAUUUAAACAAAUACCAUCAUCAUCAUCAUCAUCAUCACCACCAUCAUCAUAUGAAUUAACUGAUGAUGUUAAAAUUCAAAUAGAAGAUGCAUUGGAUAAAUUUAUUCAAGAUCAAGAAAAUACGUCCCAUAUGUAG